Messenger RNA from Aspergillus glaucus CBS 516.65, 512 nucleotides. RefSeq lists its product as uncharacterized. Bases 107 to 394 code for a protein of 95 amino acids. Lineage: Eukaryota; Fungi; Ascomycota; Eurotiomycetes; Eurotiales; Aspergillaceae. The record is from RefSeq and is a predicted model, not a curated record. The transcript has a single exon.
GACUGUAACCCGUACUCCUUCCUUCCUUUCUCGGUUAGCACUAACCUCCUUCUCACCCAUUCCAUCCCACUGUCAUUCAUCCAUCAUCCUUCCACCUGGUCAGUGAAUGUUGUCAGACUAUCUAUUCUUCCCGUUUCUACUCUUGUGUCUCGAAAUACCUUUUACAACCCCCAUCGCAUCUACACAUCCUUUCUGGUCGAUAUCGUCUUACUCGAACCAUCCCAAAUACUGUAUGCGGACACAACGACCAAGAACCUCAAUCAUUGCAGCCCUCUUGGCCUUGGAAAAGUCAAAAUAUGGCAGUCAUAUUGUACGUCUAUCCCUAUCACAUCUCCGUCCUUCUCGCACUCUGACUCGUCCUCCAGUUAUUGCCCAUGGCGGCGACGCUAUAUAAGAGAGCGGAGGUGGAUACACCUAUGUUUUUAUCUGGGGUGACACUUUGGUACUAUAAUGCGCCAAUCUUGCUGAUGCCAGAGUUCCAAAGCGGGACUCUUUAAAAUGAUGUCCACAUA